UGUAAACACAUCUCCAGGAAGCUAUUUCGUUUGGAUUUAGGAAAAAUGAAGCCGAUUUGUAAAGUUUUGGCGAUUUUCGUCUCUACGAUCGUUGUCGUAUCUGGACAAAACCCUCGCGUAAAUGUCACUGAAGGAAAUCUGGUGGGAAAGACCGUCCAGUUCAGUGAGAACCAGUUUAUCAACGUGACCAAAAAUGUCGAUAUGUUUCUAGGCGUUCCAUUCGCUAGUCCUCCGACGCGGUUCGCUCCUCCAGAGCCCAUGACGCCUUGGGAAGGUGAUCGGAAUGCCACGGAGUUUUCACCAGCCUGUCAACAAGUUCCUCAACCGUUGUCCUACCCAGUUUUAUCUGAAGAUUGUCUGUACUUGAAUGUCUACACACCCAGUCCUAAGCAAUCAGGGAUACCUGUCAUGGUAUGGAUACAUGGAGGAGGGUUUACAUCUGGUUCGGCUAUGGACUACGAUUUCUACGGAGUUCCAUUGGUUGCUGUUGGUGAUGUCAUAGUAGUAACCAUCAACUACCGCCUGGCGAUCUUCGCUCAGUUUUCAACCGAGGAUGAAGAAUCUCCCGGGAACUAUGGCAUGUUGGAUCAAGUUGCUGCUUUGGAAUGGGUGUACAACAACAUCGAAGCAUUCGGUGGUGAUAAAAACAGAAUCACCAUCUUUGGAGAAAGUUCAGGAUCAGCGAGCGUUAGUUUCCAUCUCGUCUCCAAACUCAGCAGACAAUUUUUCAAUCAAGCAAUACAUCAGAGUGGAACAGUGUUCAGACCAUGGGCUUUCAAAGAUGAUCCAGUCGCGGAGCUCGAGAAAGCUCAAGAACUUGGACGAGAGAUGGGUUGUGAAGAUAGGUCUCUUCCUCUGCUUUGGUUUCCUGCCUUCGAAAUGCAAACGCCGUGGAACUGAG
This is a messenger RNA of Strongylocentrotus purpuratus (purple sea urchin), 901 nucleotides long. Its product is annotated as liver carboxylesterase 4. The record is from RefSeq and is a predicted model, not a curated record. Lineage: Eukaryota; Metazoa; Echinodermata; Echinoidea; Camarodonta; Strongylocentrotidae. Bases 46 to 900 code for a protein of 284 amino acids. The transcript is spliced from 6 exons.